CCACCACAUCUUAUCAUAUUUAAUGCCUUAAGUAUCUCUCUAUCUCUCUCACACACACUCAUCAUUUUCUAGCAAACUCUCUAGCCUCUUCAAAUGGGCUAGGAAGGUUGAAUACAAAGAAAACAAACCCUAGCUUAAUUAAUUAACUUGCUUGUGUUGUUAAUUAAUUUGUUCAACAUGGAAGGAGGAGUGCCUGAAGCUGAUAUCUCUGCCUUUAGAGAAUGUUUGUCUCUAUCAUGGAAAAAUCCUUAUGUUCUUCGCCUUGCUUUCUCCGCUGGAAUUGGAGGCUUUCUCUUUGGCUAUGACACAGGAGUCAUAUCUGGAGCACUUUUGUACAUCAGAGAUGAUUUCAAAGAGGUGGAUAGAAAGACGUGGCUGCAGGAAGCUAUAGUGAGUAUGGCACUUGCUGGAGCAAUCAUAGGAGCUUCAGUUGGUGGAUGGAUCAACGAUCGAUUUGGGAGAAAGAAAGCAAUCCUUUUGGCAGAUACCCUCUUUUUUAUAGGGUCUAUUGUGAUGGCUGCUGCUAUAAACCCAGCUAUUCUGAUUGUUGGUCGAGUUUUCGUUGGCCUUGGGGUUGGAAUGGCCUCAAUGGCCUCACCUUUGUACAUCUCAGAAGCAUCACCAACAAGAGUUCGAGGUGCCCUUGUUAGUCUCAAUGGAUUCCUCAUCACUGGAGGACAGUUCCUUUCCUAUGUCAUCAACUUGGCCUUCACAAGCGCACCAGGAACAUGGAGGUGGAUGUUAGGAGUAGCAGCAGUACCAGCAUUGACACAAAUCAUAUUGAUGGUUUUGCUCCCAGAAUCACCUCGUUGGUUGUUCAGAAAGGGUAAACAAGAAGAAGCCAAAGAAAUUUUGAGGAGGAUUUACCCUCCCCAGGAUGUUGAAGAUGAAAUCAAUGCUUUGAAGGAAUCAAUUGAAACGGAACUCAAUGAAGAAGCUUCAGCUUCAAACAAAGUCAGCAUAAUGAAGCUGCUGAAAACCAAAACUGUGAGAAGAGGUUUAUAUGCUGGAAUGGGCCUUCAAAUCUUCCAACAAUUUGUGGGGAUUAACACUGUUAUGUACUACAGCCCCACAAUUGUGCAAUUAGCUGGUUUUGCAUCAAAUAGGGUUGCACUACUUCUAUCACUUGUCACUGCAGGGCUUAAUGCAUUUGGUUCCAUUUUAAGCAUAUAUUUCAUUGACAAGACUGGGAGGAGGAAGCUUUUGUUGUUUAGUUUGUGUGGUGUUGUGGUCUCACUUGUUGUUUUGACCGUGGCUUUUCAUGAGACUACCACUCACUCCCCUAUGGUCAGCACAAUCGAAACCUCUCACUUCAACAACACAUGCCCUGAUUACAGCACUGCUUUCAACCCUGGUGAAUGGGAUUGCAUGAAAUGCCUCAAGGCCUCUCCAGAAUGUGGCUUUUGUGCCUCUAGAGCUAAUAAGCUCUUACCUGGGGCAUGCUUGAUUUCCAAUGACACAACAGAAAAUCAAUGUCAAAAAGAGGACAGGCUAUGGUACACUAGGGGAUGUCCUAGCCAAUAUGGUUGGCUUGCAUUAGUUGGCCUAGCACUCUACAUCAUAUUCUUCUCACCUGGCAUGGGAACAGUUCCAUGGGUUGUUAACUCUGAGAUCUAUCCUCUAAGAUACAGAGGAAUCUGUGGGGGGAUGGCAUCUACCUCAAAUUGGGUCUCUAAUCUCAUUGUGGCCCAGUCCUUUCUGUCCUUGACACAAGCCAUUGGGACCUCAUCUACAUUCAUGAUAUUCAUAUUCAUCACUGUUGCAGCCAUUGUGUUUGUCAUUAUUUUUGUGCCAGAAACCAAAGGACUUCCGAUUGAGGAAGUGGAAAACAUGCUGGAAAGAAGAUCUUUGAACUUCAAGUUUUGGCAGACAAGUCCUGACUCUAAUGAUAUACCAAUAAAGCAGAAGAAUCAGUCAGUUUGAGUGAAUAAGUUAAAUAUAUUGUGAUGUUAAUUAAUGUGGUGGUACAAGUAGGGAACUAUGGGAUUGGACAAUAAAUUAAAGGAGUAAGAUGACAUAUGUUAGAUUAGCAUUAUAUAAAUGCACUAGGUCGGUCUCGUAAUGGAAGGUUUGAGAGUAUGAAAGAGGUUUGAGUAGGUUUUAACCUUGGUAUGAUUAUUGCACACAAAAACAAAAUAGCAUUGUAUAUUUAUUGCUUUAUCUUCUGUAUAAUUUUUUAAAAUUUGGGUCAUUGUGUAUACUAUUUAUUUGCUGUUACGAGUUA
This is a messenger RNA of Glycine soja, 2224 nucleotides long. RefSeq names its product probable inositol transporter 2. The transcript has 6 exons. The record is from RefSeq and is a predicted model, not a curated record. NCBI's taxonomy places the organism in Eukaryota, Viridiplantae, Streptophyta, Magnoliopsida, Fabales, Fabaceae. Gene Ontology annotation, biological process: transmembrane transport. Gene Ontology annotation, cellular component: membrane. Gene Ontology annotation, molecular function: myo-inositol:proton symporter activity. The coding region runs from base 178 to 1923 and encodes 581 amino acids.